AGGUAUCCAGCAGCAGUUGUCCAGCUAUAGGGAGACGGUGAUCCGGCAGGCCACUGUGGCGGCGGGCUCGACCGUUCACCGGGACGACGCGCCAACCUGCGGCAUCUGCCACAAGACCAAGUUCGCAGAUGGCUGCGGGAACCUGUGUUCGUACUGCCAGACCAAGUUCUGCGCCCGCUGUGGGGGGCGAGUCUCCCUGCGAUCCAACACGGUGAUCUGGGUGUGUAACAACUGCCGGAAGCAGCAGGAGAUCCUGACCAAGCCGGGCGAGUGGUUCACUGGUCCGGCUGGGAAACCCGCUGGCCUCGGUUCAGCCGUCAGCGAGCCAUCUGUGUGCCAAACGCCCGGCGACAAGAAGCUCCGGUCUCGCUCCCAAGCGCCCCCGGGCUCCACCACCGCAAUCCAAGACCCCAACCGACCCAGUGCACCCGGGGCCGUGCCUGGCACCGACGCUCGGUCACGUAGCGAACCACCACGAGACACGAGAAAUGGAAGAGGAGGUGGAGGAGCUGGUCGGGGAGAGCGUCGGGCAGGUCAGCCCAGACUGCAGACCCAGGUCUCCAUGGACCGGGACCUGCGGGGGGAGUCCAGGGAACGCAGGGAAAGUCGCCGGCUGUCAAAGGGACGCUCUCUGGAGCAUGAUCCUGUGGGAGGAGGUGGCGGAGUAAGACGGACAGAAGAGGGGGGCUACCACCACAUGGACCACAGCGGUGGCCCUCCUCGCCAAGCAGGGCCGGUCCCUCCUGGAGGAAGGGGCCACCCUGUGCCCGUGCAGGGUCGUGGCAUGGGCAUAGUAGGGGAGGUCGGGGAUGGCGUGCGGCCUGGUCAGAGGACGGUGGGUGGGGUUGGCGGGCCGCAUGAACACACCCUUACUCAGCAAGCCCCUCCCCCUGAACUCAGAGAGCCUUCUGGUUCAGGCCCUGGUUUGGCCCCCGGUCAGGGGCCCGUAGUGAGACGGACUAAACGGGAGAAGGCUGAGAGCAUGCUGCGCAAUGAUUCACUAAGCUCCGACCAAUCGGAAUCCCUACGUCCGCCGCCGCCGAGGCCCUACAAGUCGAAGCGAGGGCUGGGGGCCGGGGGGAAGAGGCAGACCAGCGUCAGCAGUUCAGAGGAGGAGGGAGGGACCACGCCUGAGUACAGCAGCUGUGAGGAUGCUGAAAUCGAAAGUGUCAGCGAGAGAGGCGACUGGGAGUGCUACCCACAUGACCCCACUGUAUGGCAUCAUCCUGUGACCUGGCAGCCGUCCAAGGAGGGAGAUCAUCUCAUUGGACGAAUCACCCUCAGCAAGAGGAGUGCCGCCAUGCCUAAAGAAGCCGGAGCUCUGCUGGGGUUAAAGGUGGUGGGAGGCAGAAUAACAGAGUCAGGGAGAUUAGGUGCCUUCAUCACUAAAGUCAAGAAGGGAAGCCUGGCCGACGUGGUGGGACAUCUCAGAGCAGGGGAUGAAGUUUUGCAGUGGAAUGGGAAGCUUUUACCGGGGGCAACCAUGAAAGAAGUUUACAACAUCAUCCUGGAGUCUCAAGCUGAGCCUCAAGUGGAGCUGGUGGUAUCCAGGCCUAUUGGUGAUAUCCCAAGAAUCCCCGACACGUCCCACCCUCCAUUAGAAUCUACAGGUUCCAGUUCUUUUGAGUCCCAGAAGAUGGAGAGACCGUCCUUAAAUGUCCUGUCUCCCUCCAGUCCCGGGAUGCUCCAAGAUGCUCCGCAGUUGAUGCCGGGGCAACUCUCAGUGAAGCUGUGGUACGACAAAGUGGGCCAUCAGCUAAAAGUCAACGUGCUGCAGGCUGCGGAGCUUCCUCUUCGGCCUGACGGGCGGCCCAGGAGCCCCUACGUCAAAAUGUACUUCCUUCCUGACCGCAGUGACAAGAGCAAACGAAGGACAAAAACAAUGAAGAAGACCUGUGAGCCCAAGUGGAACCAGACGUUCGUCUACACUCACGUCCAUCGCAGGGAUUUCCGCAACCACAUGCUGGAGCUGACUAUAUGGGACCAACCCAGGUCACCAGAGGAGGACAGCACCUUUAUGGGAGAGAUCCUGAUAGAGCUAGAGACGGCCUUACUGGACGACAAGCCUCACUGGUAUCCACUCCAAACCCAUGAUGUCUCAUCCAUACCGCUGCCCCGAGCCUCCCCUUACCUGCCCCGACGACACACAGACACCUCCGGCAAGAAGCUGCAGCCGGAUGGGCGUGGCAGAGAGAGGCAGCGAGAGCCCACGUCCACCCUGGAGGUGCCGGACCAGCAGAGGACGCCCACCCAUCACAUACGUUCCCGAUCGGUCUCCCCGCACCGUGAGGAGCAGGGACGGAUCCGUUCACGGCCAGCCAACAUUCCCACCCAGAGGAGUCUGGAUGAUGAGCUUCCUCACACUCGUCGUUCUCGUUCUCCAACCCGCUACUACGACGCUGCCCGAGGUCGCCACCAGGAGGACGAGUACCUGGAUGACAGGGGCCACCUCCAAGGUGGUUCGUCUCUCUCCUCCUCAGUGACGUCCUCCUCGGCCCGCAGAGUACGGCAACUCCCACAGCUUCCCCCCAAGAGCAGCACCGUAGAACAAGCCCUGGUAGCAGAGGAGUGUGUUCGUCAGCUCCAGAUGAGGGUUAUUUCCAACAGGGUGUCAGCCGCCACCACCUCCAGCCAACAGGACCUGGACCGAGCCCUCAAGAACAAACGGGAGCUCUACAAGGACCAGAGGAGGAGCAGCGAGAACGUUUCCCAUAAGUCUUCAGACAGUGAUGUCAGCGACGUGUCAGCCAUCUCUCGAACCAGCAGUGCCUCUCGCAUCAGUAGCACCAGCUACAUGUCCAUCCAGUCAGAGAGACCCCGGGGACGCUUCAGCAGGGCCAUGCGCGCAACGGGCCGCCACAUGAUGAAGAGCACCAGCGUGAGUGGUGAGAUCUACGGCAUGGAGCACACUGACGGCAGUCAAUCAGACACGGCGCUCGGCAGCCUGGGAAGUGGUAUCAAGAAGCGGCGCUCGAGCCUCAGCCAACGUGUUGUCGCCAUCCUGCCGUCCAGACGCAGCCGGAGUACCUCGCAGCUCAGCCAGACAGAGGCGGCGGGUAAGGCGGCGGACAGACAGAAAGAAGCAUCAGCAGGUAAAAAGGGCAGUAAGGCCGGCAGCAGCAGCAUCCAGAGGAGCGUGGAGACGGGCAUGGCUGUGGAGUACCCACGGGGAGGGACGGCCAUGAACCGGCAGGCCAGCAGAGAGUCCACCGAUGGCAGCAUGAACAGCUACAGCUCUGAGGGGAAUCUGAUCUUCUCAGGUAUGCGUUUGGGUGCCGACAGUCAGUUCAGUGACUUCCUGGAUGGUUUAGGCCCCGGUCAGCUGGUUGGCCGGCAAACACUGGCAACACCUGCCAUGGGUGAUGUUCAGAUCGGUUUGAUGGAUAAGAAAGGCCAGCUGGAGGUCGAGGUGAUCAGGGCACGAGGCCUUACCUCCAAACCGGGCUCCAAAUCCCUCCCAGCUCCCUAUGUCAAGGUGUACCUGCUGGAUAAUGGAAGUUGUAAAGCCAAAAAGAAAACCAAGAUUGCACGAAAGACCCUGGAGCCGCUCUACCAGCAGCACUUGCUCUUUGAUGAGAGUCCCCAGGGCAAGGUGCUUCAGGUGAUAGUGUGGGGCGACUAUGGACGAUUGGACCACAAAUGUUUCAUGGGUGUAGCACAGAUCCUAUUGGAGGACCUGGACCUCUCAAGCACGGUGAUUGGCUGGUACAAACUGUUUCCGCCAUCCUCAUUGGUGGACCCUACAUUAGCUCCGCUCACGCGGCUGGCGUCUCAGACGUCAUUGGACAGCUCAGGACCGCCACCGGGCGUUCGGUCCUAGUGACCGAAUGGCAACCGCAAACCCUAAACCCCCCUGAUAUCCCUUAAAUGAUAAAAUAAUGGACCACUGCUACUGGACCAGAACUGAGCAGAGGGCGAGAAUACGCCCCGAGGACGACAAUCCGGAAGCCCUCAGUCAACCAGUGAAAAGCCAGACAGAGCGACAGGGAAUAAGAGAGAGAAAGAGAGAGAGGGAGAGACAGAACUAGCCAAUCAAAGUUUAGCUGGAGUCUGACAAUCAUGUCUCACACCUUCCCUCUUCCUCCUCCGUAUGCCUUUUUGUUUUCACAGCUUUGCUUUCUUUGUUUUCUCCUCUCAACUGCAGCAGUGGAGGUUUCUGUCCAACAUUCUUCAUUCCUCUCUUCUGUUCUUCUUUCUUUCUUCUCCCCUUAUUUUCCUGUGCAGCCCCGAUUAAAGCACCCGAUCAAAGUGGAGUCCUCCACCCUAGUAGCCCUCCAGCCAAUCAGCGUAGAGCUCACUGCGAGGCCACAGGGAUGGGUGGUGUGAACGACGUGUAGGGGUUAGUGAGUAGCAAACUUGAGGCAGCUUCCUGCGGCCGUACCGUCACGUAAAGGUUGGCUGUUGUCUCUGCCGGUGUUACCGUGGUAACAGUAUCGUCGUACAUGAGCACGUGGGGCAGCGGCCCGGCACGGUCUGGCGACCUCUUCAGGUGCACAUUGUUAGCCUUGUUGUGAUGUAUGAAAGCGAGCACAAGAGAAGCUUGACUCCUUAAUCCAGACGGAGGCGAGCGAAAGGUUUUGCUCUGUCUAAACAAAGAGGAAAGAAAACAGAGGCCAAAUCCACUUUUUGCUUUUUAUUUUUUCAUUUGGAAUCAUUUUUUUUCUGUCUUUGUUUUGCCCAGAGUUCAGAAUGGUAACUUGCGGUGCAGACUCCCUCUGUGUACGUGUGUGUUUGGUUUUCAUGCGACGGUGCGCCAAAGGCCGACAAUAAAGGUCAGGUCACAUUCGCCCGAACACCCUUUGCCCAACCCCGGUCUCCUCCCCCUUUCCAGACCCCUCAAACUCCCCCUGUAGGAGGGAGCAGCAUGACUCGGGGACGCACCCCCGCCCCGGCCCCAAGCUGCAUGCACGUUUCUUUUGUUCAGUUUGUUUCGUUUUUUGUUUUGUUCUCUACUUUUUUGUAAAAUAGAAGACGAGACAAAUUAACGAACAAUUCUCAAAAAAACAAAAACAGAAAAAAAGACUAGACUUAUGUGUGUUAGUUCCACAUACUUUUAGGCCAGCUUGUAUGUUGCAUGUUCUUGUACAGUUUGCUCGUACUGAAUAUGAAUACAAACCGAGAAAAGCCAAGCCAUCCCCGCCCCUAACAGGAGCGGACCAAUAGGGGGGGAUUAACUCCGCCCAGGCCACGCCUACCACUCUGGGUCUAAAUAUAAAUAUUAGGAAGUCUCCGGAAAAAAAAAAUUAUCUUUGUUUCAGUUUUUUUUUAACCCUUUGAACAACAGUGCUGUUCUGUAGUACUGAGCAUACUCGAGCCCCUGGCGUAUCUGCGGGUGUAGGUGUCUAAACUGUAGUUUAACACAGUCGGGGCUAGAGACAGAGAUAGAGAAUGUGUGUAUAACAGCUAAAUGUAUAUGAAGUAUCAUUAUGAGUUUGACAGAAAUUAUAAAGAUAUAGAUAUAUGAAUAUAAAAAGAGUGUAUCUGACUGCACACCCGUCACCAACACACACACAUGCACACCUUGUACAUACAAACCAGGAUGAGCGGCUUGAACUUAAGUUAUGAACAAACAAAACAUCGCUGACACACAAACAUUCCUGGUCUUGUUGAAGGGAAUUUGCGUCCUGUGGAUGUGCUCGAGCCGCUGAGCGGCACGGAGCCACAAGGCGGCGCUAAUAGGCCUUUAUUUUUGUCCCAGUUGCAGAAAAACAAGCAGAACCAAUUGGAACAAAGUUUACUUUCUUCUCCUUAAACCCUCUCCCCUGUUUAUUAUGAUUGGUUUGGACUGGACUUCUAAAGCCAAUGAGAAAUCUGAUUUUUGCAGACAUAUUUUGCGGAUGUUUCUGUUGAAACCCUUGGCGGUGUGGCCGACUGCCCUUUCCUUUGUCAGUAUUACUCCAGGAAUACUGAUUGUUUACAGCCCAUGGCUCCCCACUCCCAAACCACGAUUUUAGACGAAAGACUAAGUAUUCACUGCAACAGUUCUUGUUUGUAUAACAGAUGUGGCUCUACUGAUGUGUAUGUUUUAUAUUCAAGAGUUCAUUUUUAUUAUUUACAAAUAAA
Morone saxatilis (striped sea-bass) is the source of this 6063-nucleotide messenger RNA. RefSeq names its product regulating synaptic membrane exocytosis protein 1-like. Gene Ontology annotation, molecular function: transmembrane transporter binding; small GTPase binding. The record is from RefSeq and is a predicted model, not a curated record. Gene Ontology annotation, biological process: regulation of membrane potential; positive regulation of synaptic transmission; calcium ion-regulated exocytosis of neurotransmitter. NCBI's taxonomy places the organism in Eukaryota, Metazoa, Chordata, Actinopteri, Moronidae. Gene Ontology annotation, cellular component: presynaptic membrane; cytoskeleton of presynaptic active zone.